GCACGUCAGUACAAUUUUAGAUCUCGAGCGAGCAAGUUCAUCCGGAACAGAUGCAAUCCGUACAGUUUUGGGAGUAGACGCGAACACACAUUUGCCAAGCCAAGUCAAAAUCCAUUCUCGUCGCCGUGCAGCAGAGGAUCAUGUACAUUUACCCGAGCUCCCCGGAAUCAGCAUCGUCCUUGCAGUCCGAAGAAAGUGCGGCCAUCAAGAUCCAGGCCGGAUUCCGCGGCUACCGCGUUCGCAAGCAGAUCCACCGCAACAACAAGUCCUCGGGCAGCGUCACCAACCGCCUCUCGAACAGUAAUACCCGCAGGAACCAACGCCAAAGGCCUCAGAACAACGCUCUAAUGGAAAAUCAGGGAAAUCCGUCUCGGCCCAGCAAUGCCACCAGCAACGAUCCCAAGGCGAACGGUGAAAAUGGUGGAAAAUCCGUAGAGGAUCGCUGCGCCACCAAGAUCCAAGCCGGAUUCAGGGGGUUCUUGGUCCGCAAAAAGCAAAAAAUCGCCACCGACGCCGCCGUGAAGAUCCAGGCUGGCUUUCGAGGAUUCAAGGCUCGAAAGGAGCUAAAGCAAUGCGACCCCGUUGUGUAGUGACUCUGGGCGUGUUGCACAACUCUGAUUUCUACUGUACAUACAAUUAUUAUGUGUAUUCAAAUUUUGCUGUUGCACAGCAAUCUGUUAUACCUACCGCCUAGUUCAAUAUGUGUCGUGUAAAUAGUUUAAUAUCUUUAUCUAAUAGCUUCCAGAAGAAUAAAAUACUCUACUCAAGAAACCGCAAUCUUGAAAGACAACAUUAUCCAUUAACGUUA
Molecule: messenger RNA, 808 nt
Organism: Drosophila serrata
Lineage: Eukaryota; Metazoa; Arthropoda; Insecta; Diptera; Drosophilidae
Molecular function (GO): calmodulin binding
Source: RefSeq, a predicted model, not a curated record